AUGUCGACCCUGUCGAACUCGCAUUUGGACUUGAGGGUGCAGCGGUUCCUCCACACACGCCUCGGACGCGGCGGAACACCGGAUGCGCGCCCGCGCCCGCCGCCCAUCUUCGCGACGGCGGCCGCCCUGAGCCUGACUGACCCCUCGCCGAGCGCUCGGUGCCGCGCCACCAGCACCGCGCUCGCAGGCUACCCACGGUGCGCGGUGCGCGGGGAGCGCUCGGUCGAGAUGACACCCACUUGACACCCCAUCCCCCGGAUCACACUACGGUCGACGCGUUGUUUGCGGUGCCUUGUCGCUCGCCCCUCACGUUAGCAGCAGGUGUCGCACUUGCUGCCUUGGCCUCAGCCUGGCGCAUUGUUCAACCAGAAGAACAACGACCCCUUGGACGACCGAGACACCGACCUCCGCUCGCCAGCCCUCGCGCGAUACUGCUCUCUCGCUCUGCGUCAACCCGUGUGGAUCGACAACGCAGCGCAACGCGGUGGUUUACGCGUGGCCUCGAAACGCCCAUCAUGGCGACUCGAGGGGGCUUCACCAACGCCGACAAGGUUGCCAAUCUCAUUGUGGCUUGUCUGGUGAGUUGGCCUACUGCCGAAGCUGGUGCCGCCUCAAGCUCAGCACGGUCGUGUCGGACUGUGCGCCACGCCCCCUGCCCUUAUUAUCGACUGCUGGCUGCUGCUGCGCUGCUGCGUGUUCGGCGCGGCGCAGCACCCGACGAAGUUCCAUGCCGAGAGCCGAGGUGCCACCUACCUACUGCCACGGGAAUGUGUUGCUGAGCCUGGCUUCGCUGUCAUCCUUUCUACUCAUCCACAGUCAUUACUGGGCGGCACUUCCAUCAUCGUCGGAUUCAUUGUGUCGUUCUCUUCGGGUCAGAAUCGACUGAGGCAGCGCAUCGUGCUAGGCUUGGGGAUCGUCGAUUUCAUCGUCGCUCUCACCGUCGUGUGAGUACUCGGUUUGGGCUUGCUCGUCUGUGCCAUCUCGACCUUGGGACCCGAGGAAUGUACGCUCGUCGACGAUACGCAAUGUUUUCGCCCGCCGCCCUCACCGAAUUCGACCAAUGACGACUUGGACUGUUGUUCCCGUCGCCGGGCCGCGAAAUGAUCGAAAUUAAGCUUGGCCAGGCCAGCGAUUGAUUGCGGAUCCGCGUCGGCUGAUCCGCCGCGGCGACAACCGACCUGCCUGCAUGAAGAACGACCUGCGAUUUUCGCGACAGCAACGCAUCGGACAAGAUCUGGUUUUUUAUCCAAUCUCUUCGAGCUCAUGCCCGCCUCGACUGGGCAUUGUUUCGCGCCGAUCAAGGCGUAGCACCGACUCGGACAUCGCGCGCUAGAUCGCUGACCAGCCUCCUCGCAACUCGCCUUCGGGGGUCCCACGUCCCAUUGUUUCCCUUUGUACCGCAGUGUUGGCACGUCUUUGAGCCUGUCAGGACGAGCGCUUGGAACGAACAGUGCAGCAUGCGAUAUCUUUGGCUUCUUUUGUAAGUGCUUCCACAUCCACGAGUGCGCAUGUGUCCCAAGUUCGAGCCAGUUUACUGCCUCCCUGACUAGCGGUUCGGCCCACCGCUGACCAACGAGACUCGAGCUGAUCACGCCCGGUAUCUCCUGCUGUUGUUGUUUUCCCGCAUCGGUGCCAUCAGAUCAAGUGAGUCCCUUCAUCUGGGUCUCGUCGUUCACGGUCUGCGCAAUCGACCAUUCGACCCUCGUACUGACAUGGUCCCAUGCGCUCUGACAACGUUUUCAGGCUUGCACCAUCGUCAGCGCGGUAUGGACGGUGAUGAUCGCGCUGGUGACCUAUACAACGCUCGUGCAUCCGCUAUCUAAAUUAACAACUGCGCUGGAGAAGCGAGGUGCGAGCUGGGUUCUUGGGGGCCUUGCGUAUGCUAUUGGGAUCGCGCCGAGCAUUGCGGGAGCGGUCAGUGGGGAUCCACCGGGACCGGUUCAUUAUCCUCAUCUGGGGCAGUUGCUAAUCCAGGUUCACCCAUCGUCUACGGCAUACAGAUUGUCUGGAAUAUGGUUGAUCUUGGGGGAAUGUGAGUGCAAGACGCGCAUCUGCACUUCGUCGUAUCGAACACUGACCGCUCUGCCUCAAAUUCGCCAUCACAGCUGCUUUUACGAUUCCAGCAGUCUCGAGGCCAAGAUCAUGCUUUUCAUUCCGCGAGGCAUUGCGAUGCUUGUGACCAUUGGCAUUUGUGAGUUCAGGUCGGAAUCUUGGAUGGGCUCAGCCUCAUAUUUUAGCACUUGUGCGCGCUUUCGGAAUCGGCCCACUCAUGCUGGUGCCUUCGCUGCCGCGGUCAGAUAUCGCUCUCUUCAUCUUCUUCCAACGACGGGACUUGUCCAUCUUUGGGAACACAAUGUCGUCGAUCGCCGACGAGGAAGAGGAGGAGCCGGCGAUCGUAGAUCCAGGAUUCCGGCGACGAUUCAGUAGUCUAGUCUCGUGGAAUCCUCGAUCAUCCGACAUGACACAGAUCCACCGACACUCGCUGGCACCGCUCCCCGAGGAGCACCUGUCAACCCAAAGGCCGUCAGUCGGUUCAGAGGACACAGCCGUGGCGCCCCCCACACGGAGGAGUUCGGCCAUCAUCAUCGCACUACCUACGUCCUCGGCAUCGCACUCGGCCGACGAUUGCUCGCCGGACAACGAACAGGUGCCAUUCGAUCGACCCAUACCGUCUACCAAACUGCGGACACCUGCUUGCGCAGAAGCCUCGAUGCUAAACCCGAACUAUCGCUUUGGUUCGCAGGAGGAAGCGGCCGAAUCGCAUAUUCGAACGCCGGACAAGGGGCCGCGCAAGCUGAGCGCACGACAACUGAACCGACGCCUGUCGCUUCUGAUGAGCCUGUACCCGCUCGCAUACCUCGUCCUGUUCUCGGUCUCGGUCGCGCGAGUCAUCAACCAACUGGUCACCAAAGACUAUGUCACGCCCGAGUUCGCCAAAGUUAGUCGAUGGCUCGUCUUGGCCCAGGGCUUCGUCGAUGGAAUUCUCUACCUCGUCAUCGAGCUCCUCUUCCGACGAUCAGUGCGGAGUAGGACAUGA
Messenger RNA from Microbotryum saponariae, 3037 nucleotides. NCBI's taxonomy places the organism in Eukaryota, Fungi, Basidiomycota, Microbotryomycetes, Microbotryales, Microbotryaceae. The record is from the annotation of a GenBank genome assembly.